Mycosarcoma maydis (corn smut) is the source of this 740-nucleotide messenger RNA. RefSeq lists its product as uncharacterized. Lineage: Eukaryota; Fungi; Basidiomycota; Ustilaginomycetes; Ustilaginales. The record is from RefSeq and is a predicted model, not a curated record. Gene Ontology annotation, molecular function: 2-oxoglutarate-dependent dioxygenase activity. The annotation marks the transcript as partial. The transcript has a single exon.
AUGUCCGUCAAAUUGCUGACACCGCUGUGCAACGGAAUUUCUGCUACUCGGUUCGUGCAAAGCUUCCAGCUGCCUGGACGACCAGGACAUUUUCAAGGCCUCCUCUCGACCCACCCCUAUCAAGAUGAGGUCGAGUGGCCCGCUUUGAAAGCAUGGUCUUUCCCUGGACCUGAUGACCGAGAGACGCUCGAAGGACUCAGGAGGCCCGAAACGGCAGACUUGAUCGUGCCGGUCGAGAUCUCCGAGCCCAACGUGGGUUAUAAUGCCGGGAGCAACAAGUGGGAUCGCAUUGAGAUGACUUUCUCUCUCUUCCUUGAUGCUUUCAUCCAACGCAAGAUCCCUUGGUCGCACGAAAACGGAGCUGAGGAACAACAGCUUGUGGGCUAUUUGGCUCAGUUUGAUCUGCUGUCGAAGGCACCUAGCCUAGCGAAAGAGGCUCCAGGGCUACCGCACACACUGGCAGGACCAAAGGGAGCAAAAGAGCAAUGGCGUAGCAAUGUGUGGAUCGGGCCGGCAGGCACAUUUACCCCAAUACAUCGUGAUCCGUAUGAGAACAUGUUUGCCCAGGUUGUCGGCCGCAAGCGGGUCCAUCUGUUUGCUCCGGUGCUGGCUCCGUACCUCUAUAUCAAAGAGGACGGGCCUCAGAAGAAUACAUCAGCUAUUGCGAGUGAGCAAGAGCUUUUAUCUCCACCACCGGAUCGACCACUGAUCUCUACCGCGCUCGCAUCAGAAGGCGCCUU